Molecule: messenger RNA, 920 nt
Organism: Pelagomonas calceolata
Lineage: Eukaryota; Pelagophyceae; Pelagomonadales; Pelagomonadaceae
Source: the annotation of a GenBank genome assembly
GUUUUGUUGCUGUAUUUAACGAAGCUAGCGCUAUAGAGAUGCUAGCAAAAAGCCCCCGUCGAUGAAUUUGGCGUCAAACGCGUAGAAAGGGACAGAAGGCACAAAGCGAGGUAGCCUGAACUCAUUUGCGGCUGCCGGAGAACCCUUCGCUUUGCCGAUGAUGUCGCUGCGGCGAGCCGUGAGGCCAUUGACUGGCGCGUUGCACUCAUUGGCCCCGGCAGCAGGCGCGCGGACGGCCGGCGCGCGGCGGACCCUGGCCCUCGCGCGCCCCACCGAGGACGCUGACAGCGUCCAGUUCCCGAGGGAGGGCCCCGGCCUCGACUACGCGCUGAACUGGAGCUUGUGCGGCGACGGCGUCGUGCCCAGCAAGCUUGCCUACCGCAUCACGAAGGUCCAGACGGCCGAUCAGCUCCUGGGCGGCCCGCCGACGGCGCCCGCGGGCGCCGGCGCGGCCGCGGCCGUCGUGGACGACGACGACGCGUUCGACGACGCGUUUGACGAGGCGGCAACUGCGCUCGAGGCCGCCGACGCGCUGUACGUGGCCGAGGGCGACGCUCCCGGCACGCGGACGCCGUGCCGCGUGAUCAGCGGCGACCUGGGCCUGGCGGCGACGGCCAUGGCGCACUGCCUCGAGCGCAUGCCGCUGCGGGCGCCGACGGAGCUGCCCGUGACCCUUUACGCGGCUCCGUCUUGCGCGGACUACGCCGGCGCCGUUGUGGAAGACGCGCGCCUCAAGAUCGUCCUCUGCGGCGCGCAAGCCACCGCCGCGUCCGUGAAGGCGUCGCUCGCCGCCGCGCCCGGGAUGCUCGAGGCGGCGACCGCGCCCGUGGAGGAGGUCGACGAGGCGGCCUAGCGAGUUGGGAGCUUGCUGCUAUGCCGCCGUUCCUCCUGCUGUAACUAUAACAUAUAUCUUUUACGGG